AUGGCUUCUGCUUCUCAUUCUCUCUGCCUCUUGCUUGUACUUCUCCCGCUUUCCACCGUCACCGCCCAAACUCCCGGUAACAUAAGCUUGGGCUCUUCUCUCUCCACCAACGACGAAAAUCGUUCAUGGGUUUCACCUUCUGGGGAAUUCGCAUUCGGAUUCUACCGCCUCCCAAGCACAGACCGCUUCUUGCUCUCAAUCUGGUUCGAUAAAAUACCCGAAAAAACUAUAGUUUGGACAGCGAAUGGAGAUUCUCCAGUGCAGGGAGGAUCGAAGGUCGAGCUGACAACCGACGGCCAGCUCGUUCUCACUGACUCUCAAGGCCGUGUGAUAUGGAGAGCAGAACCCACCAACGGUUCUGUAACCUCUGCUGCCAUGCUUGACACUGGGAAUUUCGUCCUUACGAGCAAAGACUCUGCCAUUUUAUGGCAGAGCUUCGACGUGCCCACCGACACCAUCUUACCUUCGCAGAAAUUGCGUUUCCGCAGCGAGCUUUCUUCUCGUCUAACGAAGACAGAGUACUCGAAAGGAAGAUUCCGGCUUCUUUUACGGGCAGACGGAAAUCUUGUAUUUUAUCUUGUAAAUCUUCCCACUGAAUACCGUUACAAUGCUUACUGGGUCAGCGAUUCUCAGCUGGGUUUCAAACUCUCCUUCCACAAUCCAAACAUCGCCCAGACAAAUGAUUUCUACCAAAGGACAACAUUCGAUUUCGACGGUGUUCUUAGGCAAUACGUCUACCCAAAGACCGGGUCCGGGUCCGGGUCCUGGUCUGCGGUGUCUUUUGAACCUCGCAACCUUUGCACCGCCAUUACAUCGGAUCUAGGCAGUGGAGCUUGCGGGUUUAACAGCUAUUGCAAGAUGGAUGAUGAAGAGAGGCCUAUUUGUUUAUGCCCGCCCGGGUAUUCUUUCUUGGAUCCGAAUAACACAUUCAGUGGAUGUAAACAGGACUUCGUUUCGCAAAGCUGCAGUUUGGGUGCGGAAGCUCGGUUCGAAUUGAGGGAGAUGGUUGAUACGGAUUGGCCGUUGUCUGACUUCGAACUGUAUAGUCCGAUAAGCGAAGAGAAGUGUGGUGAGUUCUGCUUGAGUGAUUGUUUCUGCGCGGUUGCUAUUUUCAGAAACGGUAAUUGCUGGAAGAAGAAGCUACCUCUGUCGAAUGGGAAGUUGGAUUCGAGCGUCGGUGGAAAGGCUCUGAUCAAAGUAUCCAAAGAUAUAUAG
This is a messenger RNA of Magnolia sinica, 1215 nucleotides long. RefSeq names its product G-type lectin S-receptor-like serine/threonine-protein kinase LECRK1. The coding region runs from base 1 to 1215 and encodes 404 amino acids. NCBI's taxonomy places the organism in Eukaryota, Viridiplantae, Streptophyta, Magnoliopsida, Magnoliales, Magnoliaceae. The transcript has a single exon. The record is from RefSeq and is a predicted model, not a curated record.